GCCUUGCAAUGUCCUUGUGCACUCGAGAGAUCAAUAGAGAUCGAUGUGUUGACAAAGGAUGGAUGAAUGGCCUACGGCUUCACUUUUGGCUUCACUUCAGCGGACUGGUCCUUUGCAUGGCCGAUAUGAAUAUCAAUGACAGAGCCAGAGAUGCACUGCCGCGGCUGCUACAGAUCAACGAAAGUUUUGGUCCGUUUGCCAAAUGCACUGAAUUGGCCUGUACACAACGUUUGGAACUUGCAGCUUUGCAGAUCAAUCUGUUCAAGUGCUGACAGCAGCAACGACGGUCAGGAGAUCAACUUCAACUUGCUUGGCUUCCAGCAGAAUGAGGUGUACCCAGGCUGGAUAGCAGAUGAAACGGGGCAUGGCAGUCAUGGCCAGAGCAGCCGAUUGCUCUUGGCCAUCGUCGCAACUUUUUUUCGGCAAAUUUCGUGAUGUCGUUGGCCAAAAAGGACCAGCUUUGUACAUCUGCUCCCGGCACGUCCAAAACGGCACGUCCAAAACAUGGGAUGGGCCGAAUCGAAGGUGUUUGAGAGUUGUCCGCAGCCAAAGAUGCAAUGCGGCAAGUGGUGAAAAGUAAAGACAUUGAGUUUAUCGUCGAU
Molecule: messenger RNA, 602 nt
Organism: Cladocopium goreaui
Lineage: Eukaryota; Dinophyceae; Suessiales; Symbiodiniaceae
Source: the annotation of a GenBank genome assembly